AUGGUCCGAGCUGCAUCACGCCGAGAAACAGCCGCCUUUGACAUUGUGGAUGCCACUCAGGCCUUCACCGCUAAAGUCGUUGAUGGUGAAGUCGUUGGAGUGGUUUGUGAUUCCACUAAUACUCUCAUGGUAGGUGAUGGUUAUGCUGGGGACAUUAAGGUCUGGGAUAUCAUGGGACGUGAAUUGAAAUCUAGUUGGGGAAUUGGUUCUUCUUUGAUUUGUGCUUUAGCGUGGAUGGGAAAUGGCUCGUCUUCCAGUAUGGAUGGCAGUCUAAGGAUUUGGGAUAUUAUUUUAGCUAGACAAGUAGAUGCAGUAUAUGUCGAUGUCUCCAUCACGGUGUUAUCUCUGUCACCAAAUAUGGAUAUUUUAGCCAUAACACAUGUUGAUCAAAAUGGGGUCUAUCUCUGGGUUAACCAAUCAAUGUUUUCUGGUAGUUCUGACAUCAAUUUGUAUGCAAGUGGCAAAGAAGUUGUGACUGUUAAACUGCCAUCGGUAUCAUCAGUGGAAGGUUCUCAAGUUGAAGAAUCUAAUGAGCCUACCAUUAGGCAUUCAGAGUCUAAAGAUGUCCCUUCCUUCCAUCCUUUGCUUGAGCAAAUUCCGGAUCUAGUUACCCUCUCGCUAUUGCCGAAGAGCCAGUGGCAGAGCUUGAUUAAUCUAGACAUUAUAAAGGUUCGCAAUAAGUCCAUUGAGCCACCCAAGAAACCUGAGAAAGCUCCUUUCUUUUUGCCCUCUAUUCCAUCUCUUUCUGGAGAAAUAUUAUUUAAGCCAAUUGAGACGUCUGAUAAGGGAGACAUGAAAGCUGAUGAAGACAAAUCUAAGAUAACACCUGAAGUGCCGUCAUCGCAGUUUCUGCUACUGCUUCAUUCUUGUUCAGAGGCCAAAAACUUUUCGCCUUUUACCGCCUACAUCAAAGGGUUAUCUCCCUCAACUUUGGAUUUGGAACUUUGGAUGCUUCAGAUAAUAGACGGCUAUGACGAUAGCGCUGAUGAUGAUGAUCUACAAGAUGUUGACAAGAGACGAGUUGCUUUCAAUCGAAUUACUUAUGGAUUACUUUAUACAUGAAAUAUCAUGCCGGAGUAAUUUUGAAUUUGUACAAGCUCUAGUCAGGUUGUUU
This is a messenger RNA of Syzygium oleosum, 1114 nucleotides long. RefSeq names its product U3 small nucleolar RNA-associated protein 21 homolog. Gene Ontology annotation, molecular function: protein binding. The record is from RefSeq and is a predicted model, not a curated record. Gene Ontology annotation, biological process: rRNA processing. Gene Ontology annotation, cellular component: small-subunit processome; Pwp2p-containing subcomplex of 90S preribosome. The coding region runs from base 1 to 1062 and encodes 353 amino acids. The transcript has 6 exons. NCBI's taxonomy places the organism in Eukaryota, Viridiplantae, Streptophyta, Magnoliopsida, Myrtales, Myrtaceae.